This is a messenger RNA of Vicia faba (fava bean), 684 nucleotides long. Lineage: Eukaryota; Viridiplantae; Streptophyta; Magnoliopsida; Fabales; Fabaceae. The record is from the annotation of a GenBank genome assembly.
AUGAGAAAUCUGAACAUCUGCUUUUCAGAUUCAAGUCUAUCAAAAUCUCCACCUACAAGUCCCACUGCUACUACGACUACUAGUGCAACUUCCUCACAUCAAGAUCAUCAUGAAAUUCAUCAUAAACCUUCUUCAUCUACAUCUUCCACAUCAUUUAUGAUCAAGAACUUCAACUCUCUCUAUGACCCUUCAUUGACCUCCGACCAUACUUCUUCACUCUCUACCACUUUCACCACAUCCACAUCAUUCAAUCUCGAUGUCGAGCCCGAACCCGAACUCAAACCAGUUGACUUUGCAGCUGCCUUCGCCUCUCAACGCUUCUUCUUCUCUUCUCCCGGAAGUUCGAACUCGCUAAUUGAAUACACAAACACAAAUUGCAAGUCCAAUAGUACUGAGCGUGAGCGUGAGCGUGAGAAGAAGAAGAAUAACAGAAAGGAAGAGAAAGAGAAGGUUUUGUUCAACGGAAGCGUGGCUGUACCAACCUAUUCUCCUGAUCCUUAUACGGAUUUCAGGAGAUCGAUGCAAGAGAUGGUGGAGGCUCACCCCGAGUUGAUGGAUGUGAAAUCAAAUUGGAACAUCUUGCAUGAAUUGCUUCUUUGUUACCUUGCUCUCAACCCAAAAAAUACACACAAGUUCAUUCUAGCUGCUUUCGCCGAUCUUCUCGUUACUCUCAUAUCAUUGUAA